Messenger RNA from Phlebotomus papatasi, 1811 nucleotides. RefSeq names its product pyruvate dehydrogenase [acetyl-transferring]-phosphatase 1, mitochondrial (gene Pdp). Gene Ontology annotation, molecular function: cation binding; protein serine/threonine phosphatase activity. The transcript is spliced from 5 exons. The record is from RefSeq and is a predicted model, not a curated record. Lineage: Eukaryota; Metazoa; Arthropoda; Insecta; Diptera; Psychodidae. The coding region runs from base 242 to 1627 and encodes 461 amino acids. Gene Ontology annotation, biological process: protein dephosphorylation.
AAAAUGUUCGGCAUGGCAUCGGCCAAUGUCAAAUUUUCGCGAACACGCGUGAAAAACGUAAAUAAAAAUAAUUUUCUCGUGAUUUGUGUCUCCUUACGAGCAUAAUUAGCCAAAGAAUGUGAAAAUCCUGUACGUCAUCUGCCCCAUCCAUAGGUUCUGUGUGAAAAAUCGUGCGGAGGUGUUGAACUUUUCGCGGGUGAAGUGCUUUUGUGGCUUUUUGGCAUCCAGGGUCAGCCGGUACAUGGCGACUUUUGUGAGGAAAUUGCGUGAUUUCGGUGCUGUGGACAGACAUUUCCUGAGUCACUGGCGAAAGUACCGCUCAGAAAUACCCAAACUCUCCCCACACGAUGUGAAUCUGAUUCUCAGAGCAAAUGAGUUCACAAAGGACUUUUCCGGUGGUCCUGUUCGAUAUUUUGACUCCAAUCAGCUGGCAUCGAAUUCCCCCAUGGAAGAUGCACGAACAGAGGCCAGUUGCCUGUACACAUCGGGCUUCCUUGUGGGAGUUUUCGAUGGACACGGAGGGUCAGCUUGUGCUCAGGUCUCUUCCAAGAGGAUCCUCCGCUACAUCGCUGCCAGUCUCAUCAGUCCGGCAGAAUUGCAGAAGCACCUGGCCAGUGAGGCCAAGAGCUACUCCUUUCUGCAGUGUCACAAUGAUAAACUCGAAUUCGUGCCCGAAAUCCGGGACAUUUACGAAGACAGCUUCAGUCGAUUCGCCAAGGAUCUUCUGGCCAGGCAAUCGAACACUUCGCUGGAGCACGUGAUGGAGCAGGCGGUAAUGCGCCUGGAUGGUGACAUGUCCCGGGAAGCCAUGCAGCAUACAAGUGUCCGGACACUGGCUGUGGCCAUGUCCGGAGCUGUAGCUUGUGUGGCUCAUGUCGACGGUUGUCACUUGCAUGUGGCUGGGAUUGGGGACUGUGGGGCUGUUCUGGGAUCUGUCAAUGACUCAACGGGCCAGUGGACAGCCAGGAAACUCACCACGGAACACAAUGCUCAAAACAUUGGCGAGGUGAGACGCAUCAUGGCUGAACAUCCUCACAGUGAACGCGACACAGUGAUCCGGGUGGAUCGGCUACUGGGCCAGCUGGCACCUCUGCGUGCCCUCGGGGAUUUCCGCUACAAGUGGCCCCGGGACACGCUUCAGUCAGUCGCUGGUCCUCACUAUGGAGAGGCCGCUGUGCCUCCCCACUACCACACCCCACCCUACCUAACAGCCCAGCCGGAGAUCAAGUAUCACCGGCUGGAGCCACGAGAUAAGUUCCUGGUGCUGGCCACUGACGGACUCUGGGACGUCCUGACGCCCCUUCAAGUGGUUCGGCUAGUCGGGGAGCACAUGAACGGCAAGACGUUCCUGCAGCCCCUCGAGCUACCGAACCGGGACAUCCGACUAGGAGAACUAUCCCAGAUGCUGGCACAUAGAAGGACAGGAAUACCAAAGAAACCGAUGGACAAAAAUUCCGCUACUCAUUUGAUCCGGAAUGCCCUCGGUGGAACUGACUACGGAAUCGAACACUCAAAGAUAUCCCAUAUCCUAUCCCUGCCGCCGGACGUUGUGCGUCUAUUUCGGGACGACAUCACCGUCACUGUCGUCUACUUCAACUCAGAGUACCUACAGAGCACUCUAGUGUGAUCAAUUCGCAACGAGAAGUCAAUUUGUGAUGGGACGUGUGCUUUAUAGGCUUUGCUGUACAUAGAAUUCUAGCCAGAUUUUCUUUUUUUUCACUCUUGGGAUUAUCUUCCUUUUAGAACAUUAGCAAUUAUUUAUUCUCUAAAUGGAUGCCAUUUUGGAUAAUAAAGUGCAUUUGACUGCCUAA